Molecule: messenger RNA, 774 nt
Organism: Mesoplodon densirostris (Blainville's beaked whale)
Lineage: Eukaryota; Metazoa; Chordata; Mammalia; Artiodactyla; Ziphiidae
Product: hypoxanthine-guanine phosphoribosyltransferase-like
Exons: 2
Coding region: 1-774 (257 amino acids)
Biological process (GO): purine ribonucleoside salvage; IMP salvage; hypoxanthine metabolic process
Molecular function (GO): hypoxanthine phosphoribosyltransferase activity; magnesium ion binding
Source: RefSeq, a predicted model, not a curated record
AUGGCACCCGUGCCAGUGACACAAAGUACUCUGUCCACUCAGGCAAAGGCUUUUUCCCCCGGGGAAGGAGCAAGAGAGAAACCACUGGAGACUGCCUUCAGCCCACACGCCAGCCGGCUCUGUUAUGGCAACCACAGCCCCAGCAUCGUGAUUAGUGGUGAUGAACCAGGUUAUGACCUAGAUUUAUUUUGUAUACCUAAUCAUUAUGCUGAGGAUUUGGAAAAGGUAUUUAUUCCUCUAAUUACAGACAGGACCGAACGGCUAGCUGGAGAUGUGAUGAAGGAGAUGGGAGGCCGUCACAUCGUGGCCCUUUGUGUGCUCAAGGAGGGCUAUAAAUUCUUUGCUGACCUGCUGGAUUACAUCAAAGCACUGAACAGAAAUAGUGAUAGAUCUAUACCUAUGACUGUAGAUUUUAUCAGACUGAAAAGCUACUGUAAUGACCAGUCAACAGGUGACAUAAAAGUAAUUGGUGGAGAUGAUCUCUCAACUUUAACUGGAAAGAAUGUCUUGAUUGUUGAAGAUAUGAUUGGCACUGGCAAAGCAAUGCAAACCUUGCUUUCCUUGGCCAAGCAGCAUAAUCCAAAGAUGGUCAAGGUUGCAAACUUGCUGGUGAAAAGGACCCCUCAAAGUGUUGGAUAUAGACCAGAUUUUGUUGGAUUUGAAAUUCCAGACAAGUUUGUUGUAGGAUAUGCCCUUGACUAUAAUAAAUACUUCAGGGAUUUGAAUCAUGUUUGUGUCAUUAUCAAAACUGGAAAAGCAAAAUACAAAGCCUAA